Messenger RNA from Coregonus clupeaformis (lake whitefish), 1892 nucleotides. RefSeq names its product cilia- and flagella-associated protein 221. The transcript is spliced from 11 exons. The record is from RefSeq and is a predicted model, not a curated record. NCBI's taxonomy places the organism in Eukaryota, Metazoa, Chordata, Actinopteri, Salmoniformes, Salmonidae. Gene Ontology annotation, biological process: cilium assembly; cilium movement. Gene Ontology annotation, cellular component: cilium. Bases 117 to 1259 code for a protein of 380 amino acids.
GCUAAUACUAACCCUUGAAAAAAUAUCCCGCCCCACGGAAGAAUCACUAUGGUGACGAGAGUGUUUGGUGGAUGUUCUAUCAGUGAAACAACAGCCCUGUUUUUAAUGGAGAAGUGAUGGAAGUGGCACACUCUGCAUCAGAGACAUUCACAGACAGUCAAAGGAAGAAGACCCCUCUUCCCCUGUGCCAACUGGUGGAGGACACAAAAAUAAGUCCCUCUAAUGUCCCUCAUCACCUACUAGAGACCCAAACCUAUACCAAACUCAAGAGCAACAGUGCAAUCCAUGCAGAACCCUCAGCACUUCACUUCAGUGGGUUUAAACUGGGGAAGGAUUAUCAGAGGACCUUGAAACUUAUCAACAUAUCAUCUGAAGUGAUCAACAUUCACAUUAUCCCCACCCAAACAAACCACUUCCAAACAAAAUAUUUAAAAAAGUAUCGUCUUGUCCCCGGACUGUCCUACACAGUGAAAGUACACUUCUGUCCUAAAAAAUGGCGCUACUUCUACGACUGUAUUCGGGUUCAUUGCAAGGGGGAAGAGAAUUUACAGGUACCAGUCCAUGCCUACCCCAUCAUCGAUGACUUGCACAUCCCAACACACAUCACCAUACCAGCUGUCCCACUGGGCCAAAGUGUCAGCCAUGUGAUCCCUCUGAGCUGCAGCUGUCCCAUUGACUUUGAGUUCCAGGUGUACAUCAUCCAGCCACACAAGGCCUUCUCGGUCCAGCCCCUGUCAGGAGUGAUUCCAGCCAAUGGGAAGGUGGAGGUGACCGUCACAUUCAGGCCGUUCCAGUAUGUCACGUCCCAGGUCACUCUACAAGUGGUCAUCUCCCAGUUCAAUUCCAAACCCUACGUCUGCACCCUCAGCGGGUCCUCCUCGCCCCACCUGCCUCUCAGUCAACAGGAGAAAGACAUGGGACAUGCAAGAGAAGUUCUGUUUGUUGACAGUCGAGGGCCUCCACCUGUCUCCUUGAUACAGCCUCUGACCAAAACCAAGCAGAGGUCAAUGCGGACACCUGAAAAGUCAAAGGCUGAUGCAGACGGGUUUUACGUGGGCGAUGAUUAUGGAUAUUUCCACUGGAAUGAAGAACAUGGCCAUUGGGAGAGGUGGACCCUAAACAACAACGAGUACAACUAUGAGUAUGCGUACAAGUAUGACCAGGAUCAACCUGGUCAAGGGGCCAAAUGGGAAAUAGAGGCUGGUUCUUCUCAGAUUGUCGAUGCUCCUGCCCAUCUCCCCCCUCCCUACUUCCUCUGAUCUCCCUCAGCAGAGCCCACAGGAGCAGCCUGGAUUCCUCGCAGCAUCCCCUUGGCCUCUUGCAAAGUAAGCACUUUGUUCGUUAACACAGCAUUGACAUCUGCACAGCUACACAAUCCACCAGAUACAUUCAUUUUGGGAUUUGGAGUGCUAUGAUUACACUGCCUUUACAGUGAAGUUGAUUGAGAUGUUGGACCAAUGUAAUGGAGUUUCAGAUUACCUGGAUUACCCAGAGUACCUAGAUUGAGUUCAGAUCUGAAAUAUAAAGACUGUUUCGUAUCCACGGUAUGAAGCCUCUUUCCACACAUUCUAAACAACCUGGUGUGUUUCCUCUCCUGUAGCGUUGGGACUCUUGAGGAGAUGAUUGAGAUUGCAUGGCAGAAGUGUCAGGAGUACCAAUCUAAGUUCUUCAUGUGGUAUUGUGUUACCCUGUUGUGCACACAGAGUAGGGCACAGGUACGUUUAUUCGUUGGAUGAGACAGCAGAGUUAGAAUGGAUGAUGAGGGAGGGGAUGAUUAUUAUGGUUUGCAUAUUCAUAAGUAAGCAAACAGAUAUGUUUUAGGCCAUGCGUCUAUUACAUUGUAAUUGAUUAUAUGUUGUUUCUGGACUAAACUUCUCUUUCUAUACCACUAU